Messenger RNA from Aspergillus bombycis, 1125 nucleotides. RefSeq lists its product as uncharacterized. Bases 1 to 1125 code for a protein of 374 amino acids. The record is from RefSeq and is a predicted model, not a curated record. Lineage: Eukaryota; Fungi; Ascomycota; Eurotiomycetes; Eurotiales; Aspergillaceae. The transcript has 3 exons.
AUGCUCGGCUCCUGGGGCCUAGUUCCGAGAUCUACGUCUAAAUGGGCGGCGGCCUUAAUUCUCCUCUGCCAAUUAGUCCAACUGGCUGUGGCGUUGCGGACAACACCAGGAUCACCAUGUGCAAGCGUUUGCAAUAAGCAAUCGACCAACACGACGGGGUCUGAGAUUACCUGUCUAGAUACCGAUUUCACUGCCACCGGCAAAGGGUCGCAAUUCAAGCAGUGUGUCGACUGUCAGUUGCGCAGUACUUACAGUGACCCAUCUUCCGGGGAGACGGAUGUGGACUGGGGGCUUUACAAUCUUCGUUAUACUUUCACCUCCUGUGUCUAUGGCUACCCAAAAAGCGUGAGCAAUAUCUCCACGCAGUGCACAGUGAAUUGUCAGCCGUUGGACAGAGCCUUAGAGUUUGAUCUGACAGACCCGGGUGCGAAUAACUUUUACACCUGGUGUGGCACUACGUCGUUUGCCGACAAUCUCAUCACCCAGUGCGAAAAGUGCUAUAAUUUCACCCUCACCCAGACCCAGGAUCCGACAAAUGGUCAAUCACAGGUCUUUAUGGCGAACUUCCUUGAAGCGCUUCGAUAUAACUGCCAUUUUCGAACACCCACGGGCUUUGCAUUCCCUAUCAGCCCGACGAGGAUUUUCAGCGAGUCGCUGUUACCAUCCUCCACGGUAGACCUUAUCAACCCAACCCCGACCAGUGGUCCCGGGGUAAACCUGGCUCUGGUGAUCGCACUCCCGGUCCUGGGGUUCGUAAUUCUGUUGUGUGCACUGGCCAUAUGCUGCUUCUUUUUCAUUCGGUGGCGUCGCAGAAAGGCCCGAAAGCACCGACAAUCCAGCCACCUCCAUGCCCGGUGGAACGAUACCGGCAUCAGUACCCCGUGGGCAAACUACCACGAGAUGUACAGUCCCACCAUGUAUCAGCAGGGUUACGGGCAGCAGCCGGGUUUCACCUUCGUCGACAACGAUGGACAAUAUCGGGAUGUGGGUUAUUCCAAGAAUAUCACCGAGGUAACUGCAUCCACUGUCGCAACGCCUCCCCUGAACCUUUCCCCAGACGGAGAGAAACAGAAAAACCCCGAGUACCCUGAGUACUUCGGCCAGGAUUCCAAGCAGAAGCGGUAA